Messenger RNA from Chironomus riparius, 1367 nucleotides. NCBI's taxonomy places the organism in Eukaryota, Metazoa, Arthropoda, Insecta, Diptera, Chironomidae. The record is from the annotation of a GenBank genome assembly.
UAAUAACAUCUUAUUAACAACAAUUAAAAAAAGUUCAAAAAAAAAAAUCAACCAACAAUGAAACUUCCAAUCGCAGAAGACUCAGCACCACAAGUAGUUCCAGUUGAUUACUACGUCAACGACUGGUGGCCAGGCAAAAAUCAAAAAUACACCGGUCAAAUUGUUAGAAACGACCAACAAAUGCCAAAAGUCAUUAAAGAAGUUUGUGGCAAACAUUUAUUUAAAAAUACUAAUAAGGAUGUGCUUGGACUACGCUUUGAUUUUUGUAAUAUGACAUUUGUGCCGCGUGGGAUCUGCACAGUCUAUCCGAAUCUUCAAAUUUUGUUGGUCUAUAACUCGAAUGUUCAAAAGCUGAAAAAGGACGAUUUUCUGGGAUGUGAACAGUUGAAGGAGCUGUGGCUGAACAGCUUAAAUAUCGAGUACUUGCCUGGCAAUCUAUUCCAUCACAUGCCGAACCUUGAGAUUGUGUCUGUGCAGUCAUGUAAAGUUAAGUAUAUCGAUAAUGACAUCCUUGAUCAUUUGAAGAAUCUGAAGGUCGCAAAGUUCAAUAGUAAUGAACAGAUUAAUGCAUUUUAUGACUCCGUGUCACUUAAGACGAGUGACGGUAUAAGUUUAGAGGAACUAAAGCAGAUGUUCAAGAAAUUAAGUCCACCAAACUACUAUGACUUGUCUGAAUACUUUGAAGCUGAUAAGUUGGACCCAGUUCAACCCACUAAUGACUAUCUAGCCGAUUCUGUCAUAGCUGACAUCAAGAAGUUCACAGAGAAUGAAAAGUACAAAGACUUGACAGUUAUUGUCGAUGGUGAUGACUUUAAGGUCCAUAAAUUUGUAUUGGCAGCUCGCAGUUCCGUUUUUGCUGACAUGAUUUACAAGAAUCAACAAUCAACAUUGGAACUGACUGAUUUGAGGAAGGAAAUCUUUCAGGACAUCCUUAUUUACAUCUACUCUGAUGAAUUGCCAGAGAUUAACAACAAUGCCUUCGAUCUGUUCUCAGCUGCUUGUCGAUUUGACAUUGAUGUCCUUAAAAAGCAUGCAAUCAGUAAAAUGACAUCUGGAGUGACUGCUGAAAAUGCACUUGACAUGCUGAUUUAUGGAAAAUUGUAUGGCAAUGAGUCACUUAAGAAGAAUGCUUUCGAUGAGAUUAAAAAGAUGUUCCCGGACAGAGAAUUGAGUGAGGAACUGACUGAGGAUACUGAAAAGUUAAAGAAGAUCAUUGAUGCUAAGAUGGUCAUGGAUGAGAAGAUAAGACAAGCACAGGAGGAGUUCGAGCAGAUGGGCUUUUUUGAUUAGUCAACUUUGAAGCUGCUUCCUUAAAAAUUAUUUUGAUUCCUUAAACUUUUUUUAACUAUUUUUCCUUAAAAUUACUU